AUGUCAGUUUACAUUGUUUCCACUGCUAGAACACCUAUUGGUUCCUUCCAAGGUGGAUUAGCCUCAUACACCUACUCAGAUCUCGGAUCUCAUGCUGUCAAGGCAGCUUUAGCCAAGGUGCCACAAAUCAAAUCUGAAGACGUCGAGGAAAUCUUUUUUGGUGGUGCUCUUCAAGCUAACGUUGGUCAAAACCCAGCUAGACAAGUUGCCCUCAAGUCUGGUCUUCCAGAAAGUAUCGUCGCUACCACUAUCAACAAGGUGUGUGCCUCUGGUUUAAAGUCUAUCAUUCUUGGUACUCAAACCAUCUUAACUGGUACUGCUGACAUCGUUGUCGCCGGUGGUGCUGAAUCUAUGACCAAUACACCAUACUACGUUCCAGCAGCUCGUUCUGGUGCUAGAUUUGGUGACUCUACCUUGGUUGAUGGUGUCCAAAAGGAUGGUUUAUUGGAUGUCUAUGAACAAAAAUUGAUGGGUGUUGCCGCUGAAAAGUGUGCUAAGGACCAUGGAUUCUCAAGAGACGACCAAGAUUCCUUCGCUGUUCAAUCCUAUGCUAAGGCUGCUGCUGCUCAAAAGGCAGGUAAGUUUGAAAGUGAAAUCACUCCAGUUACCAUCAAGGGAUUCCGUGGUAAGCCAGAUACUGUCAUCUCUAACGAUGAAGAAGUUGCUAACUUCAACGAAUCUAAGUUAAGAGCCGCCAGAACUGUAUUCCAAAAGGAAAACGGUACUGUCACCGCCCCAAAUGCCUCCCCAUUGAACGAUGGUGGUGCCGCUGUUAUUCUUGUCAGUGAAGCUAAAUUAAAGGAAUUGGGCUUAAAGCCAUUAGCUAAGAUUAGUGGAUGGGGUGAAGCUGCCAGAGCUCCAAUUGAUUUCACCAUUGCUCCUGCCUUAGCCGUUCCAAAGGCCUUCAAGCACGCUGGUUUAAGUGGUGUUGAAGACAUUGAUUUCUUCGAAUUAAAUGAAGCCUUCUCUGUUGUUGGUUUAGCUAAUGCUAAGCUUAUUGAUAUCCCUUCAGACAAAUUAAAUGUUUAUGGUGGUGCUGUUGCCUUAGGCCACCCAUUGGGAUGUUCUGGUGCUAGAAUUGUCGUCACUUUAUUGAAUGUCUUGACUCAAGAAAAGGGUAAGAUUGGAUGUGCCGGUGUUUGUAACGGUGGUGGUGGUGCUUCUGCCAUUGUUAUCGAAAGAAUUGAAAAUGAUUCCAAGUUGUAG
This is a messenger RNA of Dujonia railenensis, 1206 nucleotides long. Lineage: Eukaryota; Fungi; Ascomycota; Pichiomycetes; Serinales; Debaryomycetaceae. The record is from the annotation of a GenBank genome assembly.